This is a messenger RNA of Ostrinia nubilalis (European corn borer), 1285 nucleotides long. RefSeq names its product putative nuclease HARBI1. Bases 142 to 1260 code for a protein of 372 amino acids. The record is from RefSeq and is a predicted model, not a curated record. The transcript is spliced from 6 exons. Lineage: Eukaryota; Metazoa; Arthropoda; Insecta; Lepidoptera; Crambidae.
AAAAUGGUAGCACGAAAACGAAACGCGCGAAACUAAUUUUGACAAUCGUGCUGUCACUUUUUUUUUCGUUGAAUUUGCAGGAUUUUUUUGUUUCACUGUGUCGGUUUUGUGAAAAAUUUUGUACGUGUUUUUGAGGUAAAAAUGUGGAGAUUUGGUCGGCGAAAUAAUUUUCUUAUUUGGCAUUAUUUAGAAGCUUUAAGAGAUGAGGAGGAAGCUGGAAUCCAUCAAAAAAUAAUUAGGAGAAACAUACUGAGGAAAAAUUUUAAUCCUGCUGCUGUUAGUGAAGGGUUGUUCCAGCAGCAAUAUCGCCUCAAUAAACCUGCAUUUAGGUACCUAUGUGACAAAUUACGGGAGAGGACAAGUCUGAAAGCAACAAAAAGAGUACCCUUGGAGCACAAGGUUCUAUGUGCUCUGCAUUUUUAUGCAUCUGGCUCAUACCAAUGCGCUGUGGGUAUGAUGAAGCAUUUGGGGCAAACUACAGUGAGCAAAUAUAUAAAUGAAGUAACCAAUGCUCUCAAUGACCCCAACAUACUCAAUGAAUUAAUAAAAUUUCCUCAGAUAAGAACUGAACGGAACCAAAUAAGACAGAAGUUUUAUACUGAGUAUGGUGUCCCUGGAGUUAUUGGCUGUAUAGAUGCAUCACAUUUUCACAUACGGACACCCAAAAAAGAAAUAGAGAAUCUAUUUUUUUGCAGAAAGCAGUACUGUUCUUUGAAUGUACAAAUGAUAUGUGACAGUGAUGGGCGCAUUUUAAAUGUUAACCCUAAAUAUGGAGGAGCAACUCAUGAUGCAUUUAUUUGGCAGAAUAGUAGCGUGAAUGAGUUUAUGCAAAGGUUGCAUAGAGAAAAUGAAAUCACUUGGUUACUUGGUGACUCAGGUUAUCCACAGCAACCUUGGAUGAUGACGCCCAUUCCAGAUGCCGUCGUUGGUAGUCCUGAAGCCAAGUACAGCAGUAUGCAUGGCCGAGCCUGGGUUAUCAUAGAAAAUACUUUUGGUAGAUUAAGAAAUCAGUGGUGUUGCCUUGGUAAAGAUCGGUCAUUACAUUACAAGCCUGAAAAGUGUGCUAAGAUCAUCUUAGCAUGUUGUGCACUGCAUAAUUUGGCUUUGGAUUAUGGGAUUUCUGAUCCUGAUGACACAAUUAUUGAAGAAGUGGACGACUUCAGUCAACCAGAAGUUGCAACAAUGAGCGAUGGGAGAGAUGACCUCAUCAGAGGCAGGGCGUUAAGAAGCCAGUUAGUCGACCUAUUAAAUAGGUCAUAGUCAUUAAAAUCAAUAUUAUUUUCAA